AUGGCAGAGCAGUCCAAUAUAGUUGUUGUAGGAGGAGCUGAAAACAUGAGUCAAUAUCCUUUUGCUGUUCGUAAUGUAAGAUUUGGAACAGUUUUAAGUUCUUCAUAUGAAUUUGAGGACUCACUGUGGUUGGGAUUGAUUGAUACAUAUUGCAGUUUGCCUAUGGCUUUAACAGCAGAAAAGUUGGCAAAGGAAUGUAAAAUUGAUCGUGAAGAGACUGAUAAAUUUGCAUUGAGGUCCCAAGAACUUUGGAAAACUGCUCAUGAUAAGGGCCAUUUUAAAGAAGAACUUGCUCCAGUAACAAUUGUUGUUAAAAAAAAAGAAGUAGUAGUAGAUACUGAUGAACAUCCCAGACCAGAAACUACAUUGGAAAAAUUGAAAAAGCUUCCAUCUCUUUUUGCAAAAGAAGGAGUAGUAACUGCAGGCACUGCUUCUGGAAUUUGUGAUGGAGCUGCAGCUUUGGUAUUAGCUAGUGAAGCUGCUGUUAAAAGUAAUUGUUAUAAGCCAUUGGCAAGAAUGGUUGGAUACAGUGUUGUUGGUGUAGAGCCAUCUAUCAUGGGAAUAGGUCCUGCACCUGCAAUCAAAAAACUUUUAGAAAAAACUGGCCUUACUUUGAAUGAUAUCGAUUUGGUAGAGAUCAAUGAAGCUUUUAGUGCUCAAACUUUGGCAUGUGCUAAAGAUUUACAGUUGGACAUAAAUAAACUAAAUGUAAAUGGCGGAGCUGUUGCUUUGGGUCAUCCUUUGGGAGCGAGUGGGUCUAGAAUUACUACUCAUUUAAUUCAUGAAUUGAGAAGAAGAAAAAUGAAAUAUGGUAUUGGUUCUGCUUGUAUUGGUGGAGGACAAGGAAUUGCAGUACUCAUAGAAGCUUUAAAUUAA
Pediculus humanus corporis (human body louse) is the source of this 876-nucleotide messenger RNA. Its product is annotated as 3-ketoacyl-CoA thiolase, putative. The record is from RefSeq and is a predicted model, not a curated record. The transcript has 4 exons. Lineage: Eukaryota; Metazoa; Arthropoda; Insecta; Psocodea; Pediculidae. Gene Ontology annotation, biological process: fatty acid beta-oxidation. Bases 1 to 876 code for a protein of 291 amino acids. Gene Ontology annotation, molecular function: acetyl-CoA C-acetyltransferase activity.